This is a messenger RNA of Fusarium redolens, 2490 nucleotides long. RefSeq lists its product as uncharacterized. The transcript has 3 exons. Lineage: Eukaryota; Fungi; Ascomycota; Sordariomycetes; Hypocreales; Nectriaceae. Bases 386 to 2293 code for a protein of 635 amino acids. The record is from RefSeq and is a predicted model, not a curated record. Gene Ontology annotation, molecular function: protein binding.
GUGGGCCCAGCGUGGGUAUAUGAGACAGUGUGCGCAGCAAACCAUCAAGAGCAUCCAUCACCACGCAAUAUCAUCUUCACUCGAGAGACCGAAUAUUUUCUUUGUUGGUACCAACAAGCAGCCAAAAUGGCGGUACCCGAGUAUCGUGACGAAGGUACGACAAUAUCCAAACGACAGAACAAUCCAUACUAUUGUAUACACUGAUCACUAACAUUCAACAGUCUCCAUCACACUCUCGAUCGCUGACCCCCCGGCCAACUUCACAUUCCCAACUCGUCGUAUCUUUCUCAGUAAAAAGAAUCCGACGAUCGAAAUCGGCCGAACGAGCAAAAGGAACACCUCUUUUGAGGCGGCCAAGAGCAAUGCUUGGUUCGAUUCACCAGUCAUGUCUCGAAAACAUGCACUAUUCACUCUUGACGCCGACAAACAGAAACUUUAUGUCAAGGACACGGGUUCUCUCCAUGGGACCUAUAAAAACGACGUUCGCCUCGACACGAACGUGAACUCUGAAGUGGCCAGUGGUGACAAGCUCAAAUUUGGUGCCUUCAUUGAACGACCCCAGGAUAAACACUACCCUUGUGCCAUGAUAGUCCGUCAAACAUACGGGUCCAUCAACCCCGACCUGCGCGGCAAUAGCUUCCGCGUUCCUGAAGAUAGCGAUAUCGAAUCUCUGAUCAGUGACGAUGACCAAGUGAACAACAGCUACGAGAUGUUGCGCACCAAGAACUUUGUCCCUGCCAGAAUGGCUACUUCAUCUUGUGGUCAUGGUCCGAUCGAUUUGACAAUGGAUGAUCACUAUCCUCUUUCCAAUGUUAGGGAUGGACAGGUUACCGCGGCCUCUUUCGACAACUCUCCUCACAUUCUAGAGAUACCUUCCCCCAAGCUACCAGGUCCUGUCUCUGUUUCGGGUCACGAGUUUUCCGACUUGGAGAAUGAAGAGCCCGAAGAAGGGGUAAAUGACUUGUCACCAAAUUCUAUGGACACCGAUGACUCUUAUGGUGGCAUUUCAGAAGAUGGCCAGAGUAUCGACUAUGCAAUGUCGUCUGUUGCAGGGGACUCCAUUGUUGAUGAAGAAGAAGACUUUGCCGAACAUGAUGAGUUUGAAGAGGAGCAAGGUAUGUUCAUGUGGUACAGCGCUGUGGACCAUUUUGACCAUUUUCCAGUCUACACUCAGGAACCCGCCCCUCAAGGGAACGGUCAUCUUGAAGAGGCUACUAUCAUGGCAUCUGUACUGAGCGAGAACCCUGAAAAGCUUACUUCGUGUUCACACCCGUUGGCCAACUCUUUCAGCACUCAGACCCGGGAUGUUCCUCAGCAGUCCGAUAGCGCCAACCCCCGUCAGUUGGACAAGAGCCACUAUACGUGGAAAUCCGAUCUUGCUCCUAUGAUGUCGAUUAAUGGCACGUCGUCCCUGAAGCUUCCCUCACUUUCCGAAGCAGUCUUCGACACAUACAAUCCUGAGAUGAUCACACUCUCUACCGCUGAGAUUGUCGGUAGAAAACAUGGAAAGUACGAGUUCUUUGCUGCUAGAGAAGCCAAUGCUUCAGCUGCCCGCGCACAAGCUCAACCUCGACCCAUCGACCCCGUCCGUCAGGCACCAGUUCAGGAACACUGUCUCGUGCGGGCAGAGAUGGGAAAGCAAACCCAAGUGCAACCAGUAGAUGAAGUUCAGCAGGCCAAUAAAGAUGAAGUUCAACCACGCACUUCCAGUUUGGUAUCUUCUGGUCUUAAAUAUCUAGCAACGCCUCCUGAGCACAUCGAAACCAUCACCACAUCUGUGGAGCCAGAGUUAGACGACUCAUCCGCCUGGGCUUUUGAAGAGAGCAAGAAGUCUUCUGGUGUCGAGGUCCCAACCGAGACAACUGAGAAGGCGGUGACUCAAGAGAAUGAUACGGAUGUUGUAGAGGGUGGUGAUACUGCCAAGCCAGCUGAAGCUUUAGAAGCAGCUGAACUGGUCAAACCAGUCGAACCAGUUGAGCCAGCGAAACCGGUCGAAGCCACGAAGGUAGCUGAAUCUGUGGAGAUUCCAGUACUAGAAUCCACUGCAACCAAGAGAAAGGCCGAAGCAAUUUCUCAACUUACCCCUGAAGAACAAAUAUCUAAUGACCGCUCAUUUCGACGACAGCCAUUCCGCAGAAGCAGGAUACAGUCGACUGGAAGGCCUCGCCACACUGCAGCAUUGGCACCACCACCAAACAAGCGUCUUCGUCGUAUGGCAGAAGCGGUCGGGUACGUCGCCCUCGGAGGAGCUGCUGUCAUGUCGGUGCUUAUUGCUACGGCACCCGCUCUGUAAUUUACAGACAAAGAGGCCCCAGACCACGCAACAAUAGCUUAUGAAAUUUUAUGGGAGUUUACGAAUUCGGAAUCAAGGACAGGGAGUCGGCUGUUCACUUCAGUCAAUCUUUUGCUUUCCACUUGCUGGCUUAAGGAACCAAACGCAUGUUGUUAGGGGUAUUUUAGUCGUGCUUAUAUGAAUCUACACAUUUCCUU